AUGGCCGCCGCGGCAGAUGACAACUCGAUGAACGCGCUGCGAUUCCAUGGGCAACACGAUCUGCGAUACGAGAGAAUUCCGAUACCCCAAGUCAAAGCAGGGCAAGUCAAAACUGACGUUGCUUUAUACCUCCACGAAUAUUUGGGUGGCGCGAAUCUCUGCCCUACCACGCCCCACCCAAUCACCGGCGAAACAGUUCCACUAACCUUCGGUCAUGAAUUCAGUGGCACAGUAGAGGAAGUUGGCGAGGGUGUUACUGACUACAAAGCCGGCGACAGGGUCGUCAUUCAGCCCAUUAUCUACGACGAUACCUGCGGCGCCUGCGAGGAAGGCCUGCAAAAUUGCUGCUGGUCCAACGGCUUCAUCGGCCUAUCUGGUUGGGGCGGUGGUCUUGCAGAUCACAUCGUCGUCCCAACCUCUACCCUAUAUCAUCUCCCUGACAAUGUUCCACUCGAGAUUGGUGCGCUCGUCGAACCUCUCGCUGUCGGUUGGCACGCAGUCAAGAUCAGUCCUUUCAAGAAAGACGACGUCGCAUUGGUUUUGGGAGGUGGGCCCAUCGGUAUAUCAACAAUCCUAGCCCUGAAGGCGAAAGGCUGCGAUCGGAUCAUCGUCUCAGAAGUGAGCAGAAAGAGACAGGAGUUUGCGAGAAAGUUCGGAGCGCACUACAUCAUCGACCCCACCAAAGAAGACCUUGCUAAGCGCUGCCGCGAACUCACUGGAGGCAAAGGUGUACAUGUAGUCUACGACUGUGCCGGCGUCCAGGCCGCUCUCAACCAGGCCGUACAUGCCACCCGCGCUCGAGGCUGCAUCGUCAACAUUGCCAUUUGGGAAAAGCCUUGCACCAUUUUCACCAACGACUUCAACUUCAAAGAGAGGACGUACAUGGGCAUUGCGACUUAUGAGAUUGGUGACUUCCAGGAAGUUAUUGAUGCACUGAGCAGGGGAGACAUGGACCCGAAAGAGAUGAUCACCCAGAGAAUUGCUCUUACCGAAGUUGAAGAGAAGGGCUUCAAGAGCCUCAUCAACGACAAGGACAACCAGGUCAAGAUUUUGGUGGAGGUUGGCGGAGGCGCAUAG
Alternaria incomplexa is the source of this 1077-nucleotide messenger RNA. RefSeq lists its product as uncharacterized. The transcript has 3 exons. Gene Ontology annotation, cellular component: cytoplasm. Gene Ontology annotation, biological process: butanediol biosynthetic process. The coding region runs from base 1 to 1077 and encodes 358 amino acids. Lineage: Eukaryota; Fungi; Ascomycota; Dothideomycetes; Pleosporales; Pleosporaceae. The record is from RefSeq and is a predicted model, not a curated record. Gene Ontology annotation, molecular function: zinc ion binding; (R,R)-butanediol dehydrogenase activity.